ACGGCUGCGGCCAUGCAGGUCUCCAGCCUCAACGAGGUGAAGAUCUACAGCCUGAGCGCCGGCAGGAGCCUCCCGGAGUGGCUCUCUGACAGGAAGAAAAGAGCUUUACAGAAGAAAGAUGUGGAUAUCCGUAGAAGAAUUGAACUUAUUCAAGACUUUGAAAUGCCCACUAUUAGCACAAAGAUUAGGGUAUCAAGAGAUGGACAGUAUAUUAUGGCAGUUGGAACUUACAAGCCCAGGGUCCGCUGUUUUGAUACCUAUCAGUUAUCCCAGAAAUUUGAAAGAUGCUUAGAUUCCGAAGUGGUUACGUUUGAGAUUUUAUCAGAUGAUUACUCAAAGAUUGUCUUCUUGGAGUGUGGCAGAUUUGUGGAGUUUCAUUCACAACAUGGCCAUUACUACAAGACAAGAAUACCAAAAUUUGGUAGAGAUUUCUCUUACCACUACCCAUCAUGUGACCUGUAUUUCGUAGGAGCAAGUUCUGAAGUGUACAGGCUAAAUCUGGAGCAAGGAAGAUUUCUGAACUCCCUGCAAACCGAAGCUUCAGAGAGUAAUGUCUGUGACAUAAAUCCUGUCCACUUCUUGUUUGCUAUGGGGACGGCUGAGGGAAAAGUGGAAUGCUGGGAUCCUAGAACUAGAAAUCGAGUUGGGCUGUUGGACUGUGCAUUGAGCAGUGUGACAGCAGACACAGAGAUAGAAGGUUUGCCAUCCAUUUCAGCACUGAAAUUUGAUGGGGCUUUGAAUAUGGCUGUUGGAACAUCUACUGGGCAGGUCCUAUUAUAUGAUCUCCGGUCUAGUAAUCCAUUAAUAGUCAAAGAUCACCACUAUGGCCUGCCUAUUAAAUCCAUUCAGUUUCAGCAUCAGCUGGAUUUAAUUAUCUCUGCGGAUUCUCGAAUCAUAAAAAUGUGGAACAAAGAUACAGGAAAGAUAUUUACUUCAAUGGAGCCAGAACAUGAUAUAAAUGAUGUCUGCCUUUAUCCAAAUUCAGGAAUGCUAAUGACUGCCAAUGAAGCCCCUAAAAUGAAUAUCUAUUAUAUACCAGUUUUAGGACCUGCCCCAAAAUGGUGUUCCUUCUUGGACAACUUGACUGAAGAACUGGAAGAGAAUCCAGAAAGCACUGUUUAUGAUGAUUACAAAUUUGUUACCAGAAAAGAUCUUGAAAAUUUAGGCCUUGCUCAUCUCAUUGGAUCAUCAUUGCUCAGAGCGUAUAUGCAUGGCUUCUUCAUGGAUAUAAGACUUUAUCAUAAGGCAAAAAUGAUGGCCAACCCUUUUGCCUAUGAAGAAUAUAGAAGAGAGAAAAUAAGGCAGAAGAUAGAAGAAACUCGUGCACAGAGAGUUCAGUUGAAGAAACUCCCAAAAGUUAAUAAAGAACUUGCACUCAAACUGAUUGAAGAAGAAGGAGAAGAGCAACAGUUUAGUAAAAAAAGAAAACAAAAGAAUCUGCCCAGCCUUCUCAAAGAUGAUCGCUUUAAGGUCAUGUUUGAGAAUCCAGAUUUCCAGGUGGAUGAGCAGAGUGAAGAAUUUAGGCUACUUAACCCACUUGUUUCUAAAAUAAGUGAGAAAAGAAAGAGGAAGCUAAAGAUCUUAGAAGAACUGGAAGCACAAGGACAGGAAGAGGAGGAAGAACCAGAAGGAAAAGCAAGUGAUGCAGAAAGUUCUGAGAGUUCAGAUGAUGAAAAAGGCUGGGUUGAAGAGGUCAGGAAACAGCGCAAGCUUUUACGCCAAGAGGAAAAACUAAAGCGGCAGGAAAGGCUCAAGGAGGAUCAGCAAACAUUACUAAAACCUCAGUUUUUUGAGAUUAAAGAAGGAGAGGAAUUCAGAAGCUUCAAAGACUCUGCCAAAAAACAAAAAUUAAUGAAGAAAACUCUUGAAGAUCGUUUAAAGCUUGAAGAAAAACUUGGCACACUCAAUGUGUCUGAUACCACAGUAGGCAGCAAACAGGCAACAUUCAAAUUAAAGAAGUCAGAGCAGCAAAGGAAACAGCAGGAAGCUGAGAAACGACAUCGUCAGGAGAGGAAAACCCUCCGGCGCUCUGCCAGUCAUCUCAAGAGCAGACGUGGAAGAGGACGACUAUUUCAUUGAUUUAUGUUGGCUUUUUUUAAGAAACCUUUUACCUCAUUUUCAUUUGAAAAAGGGGCCUUUUCAAAUUGGGACACAGUACCAAUGGAUUUGUAUUUUGAUUCAUUGGUGAACACAAAGCCAGAACCUCCUAAACCUUGUGUUAAUUACUGAAAAGUUUAUGAAAGUUAAAGUACUGACCAAAGGACAAUAUGAAUAUGGUCCAUUGUGAACUGUAUUUGUUCAGAAAUCACCAGCAAUUGGUUAUUGUGUAACCCUGGAUGUUUUCUAUAUAAGAAUUUAGUAUACAA
This is a messenger RNA of Melospiza georgiana, 2366 nucleotides long. It is a transcript of the gene NOL10, whose product is annotated as nucleolar protein 10. Gene Ontology annotation, cellular component: 90S preribosome; nucleolus; small-subunit processome. NCBI's taxonomy places the organism in Eukaryota, Metazoa, Chordata, Aves, Passeriformes, Passerellidae. Gene Ontology annotation, molecular function: protein binding. The transcript has 21 exons. The record is from RefSeq and is a predicted model, not a curated record. Gene Ontology annotation, biological process: maturation of SSU-rRNA from tricistronic rRNA transcript (SSU-rRNA, 5.8S rRNA, LSU-rRNA). The coding region runs from base 13 to 2079 and encodes 688 amino acids.